AUGGCUCCCUCGGCGCUGGACCCGGUUCCCAUUCCCAGAAAAGCCAAAGGUCUUCCGAAAGUCCCAGACUUGGACAGCCGCACAGUCACGACCGACGAGGUUGUACAAGCCUUGAUCGUUGCGGGCGGUUGCAUACUGCGACAUGCGGCCACGCCGGACCAGUUGGCCGCGAUCGAGGCCGACACUCGUCCGUGGAUCGAGGAGGAUCUCCCGUGGAAAGGAGAAGGCUUUCCCGAGCAGACGCGCCGUGUCUGUGGCCUGGCCGGCAAAUCCAAGGCGUUCACCGAGACGGUCAUCUGCAACCGGCUGCUGCAGGACGUCUCCGCCGUCCUCCUGAGCAGUACCUUUACCAUGUGGAACGGAGACAAAAAGGUCACGUCAGUCGCGAGACCGCAGUUGAACAACACCGUGGUCUUUUCCAUCGGGCCGGGAGCGGGCGACCAGGGUCUUCAUCGCGACGACAUCAUUCAUCACAAUCACCUCCCCCCCAUCACGGCUAGCGAGUACAAGAUCGGCCGGGACGUCGGCAUUGGAUAUUUUAUCGCCGGCAAGCAAACGACCAAAGCCAACGGGGCCACGAGAUUCAUUCCCGGCUCGCAUCUUUGGGGUCCGCUGGAACCGCAACCCGACGAGAGUCUAUGUGUUUAUGCCGAGCUGGAGCCCGGUGACGCCUUCAUCAUGUUGUCGUCGGCCUAUCACGGCGGCUCGGCCAACACCACGGUGGAUGAGGAACGACUGGUGUAUAGUUGUUUUAUGGCCAAAGGUCUUCUGAAACAGGAAGAGAACCAAUACCUGGCCAAUGAUACGCAGAAAAUAGUCGACAUGUACGAUAUCGACACGCUCAAGAUUCUGGGAUACGAUAUGGUCAAGCCGGGGCUCGGCUGGGUCAACUUCGACACGCCUUUGAGGGUCCUGCUUGGUGACAAAGCCGUACAUAUCGAUUCUCUUUAUUGA
Messenger RNA from Capronia epimyces CBS 606.96, 954 nucleotides. RefSeq lists its product as uncharacterized. Lineage: Eukaryota; Fungi; Ascomycota; Eurotiomycetes; Chaetothyriales; Herpotrichiellaceae. Bases 1 to 954 code for a protein of 317 amino acids. The transcript has 2 exons. The record is from RefSeq and is a predicted model, not a curated record.